AUGGCGGAGGCCGCUGCGCGCCGCCCGCUGCCCUCUGCCCGCGGUGAGGCACUCGCGUGGUACAAAGGAGCCCAGAACGCCUCUCUUCGGAGCUAAGGUGCUCGGGGACAUGUCGCGAGGCCGGAGAGGCUAGGGGGCAAAUAUUCUUAGGACGUAGCACUUGUGUGAACCUGAAAACUGGUCCCCAGGUGUCCGGUCCUUUUGAGCCCAGCCGUUGUCCCGCGUAGGACCCCUUCCUUUACGCUCUGCGGGAACCGAUGUGGGGAAAGUGGUGAGGAAGGACGUGAGGACUCCUCCUCUCCUCUCAGGAAUAUCCCGGAGCUUCUGGACAGGCAGUUACUCUGGCGACCGAGGAGCCGGUCCGCGAGCCCAGGCUGGCCAUGAAGGGCGACCCUUUGGCUCCCGCAGCCCCCCUCAAGGGCCUCGGGGGACCCCUGCGGAGCAGCGAGCCGGCACGCAUCGGCCCGGCCCGAUCUCGGGCCGUGGAUCUGCUGGAGGAGGCGGCCGACUUGCUGGUGGUGCACCUGGACUUCCGCGCGGCGCUGGACACCUGCGAGCGUGCGUGGGAGAGCCUGGCCAGCGAUGGCCUGCGGGAGGAGGAGGAGGCUCCUGGCACCUGUGUGGAGGUGCAAUGCUCCCUGUGUGUGGUGGGGAUCCAGGCCCUGGCGGAAAUGGACCGAUGGCAGGAAGUCCUCUCCUGGGUCCUUCGGUAUUAUAAGGUCCCUGAAAAACUGCCUCCCAAGGUCCUGGAGCUGUGCAUUCUUUUAUACAGCAAAAUGGAAGCAUCUGGAAUCAUGCUGGAUGCGGUCACUGCCUGGCUCCAAGACCCAGCUAAUCAGGGCCUUGCAGAGUAUGGGGCUUUGGCAGCCCUGCACCUGCAGCGAGUGCUGCUGCCCCUGGGCCACCUGUCCCAGGCGGAGGAGCUGCUGGCAGGCUCUGCAGCGUUGGACGAGGAGCAGCGGCGGGGUGUACUGCACGCCAUUCAUUCAGCAAAGCAGCGGCAGACGCAGGAACGCUCAGGCCUUCCACCCACGCAGAAGCAGGAAGCUUCCCCGUCUUCCCUGCCCUUCCUCUACAAGCUGGUGCAGUUCUUCGAGUGGAUCCGCAAGGCCAGGUUUCCUCGCCUCUACCAGCUGCCCAUCCGUGACUGAAGGGCCUUCGCUGUCCACCUCCACCCACAGCCACGGCGGUCUAGCAGUCCUGGGAGGCCUGGUUCCUGCUGCAGCUGGGCCCUACCUAAUUCUGGAGAAAGCUGACGUAGUCAGGUGGUUGUGUCGUACUGUUUGAGCGCCCUGCCCUUGGCACUGCACUCUGACCGACCUUGGCCAUGACCAGUGCCAACAGCGGGCUGUACACAGCUCCUCAGGAACAGUGGCCCCUGUUGGCUAAAGGAGGGGUUUGGGAACAGGGAGCGUGUCCCUGAGACAGUCCAGCUUGUUGGCAGAGCGUGGAGGCUUAUUCGGAGAGUUAACGGCCUGAACAUCCAGAAAGAUCCUGACAGGAUGGCCUUGGCUUUUUCCUUUCUGGAAAAAACUUGCUUUUGAAAUGGUCCCUCCAGGAAGUACCUCGCGACGCUGGAGACCUGAGCGAGCCUCUUCCCUAACUCUCGCCAUCGUCUGGCAUCACUGCGUGUCAGUGUGCUGGCUGCGGUCGUGCAGGGGGUUAGGAGCUGCUGGGGGCGGGGGGGAGCUCUCACUGCUCACACUGGGGGCGUGUCUGGCAGCACCGCCUGGCUGACUGCUGAGAGCAAGAUGAGACUGCCCGGCCCUGUCACCACGGAAGCGAUCUUGCUCAGCGCCUCUUGUUCUUCGUCUCGGUUUUCCAGCGUGGCGGGGAGCCCGAGUCCUGCUCCGCGACGUGCGGUGCCUCUGCAUACUGCUGCCUGCCAGCCUGCGCCCUCCUCCCACCCUGCGGCUUCUGUCUCAUGGCCGUUUCACCGGGGUCUGCCUCUAUGUUUGCCCCCUUGGGUCCCACUGUUGGCAGCUUCUCUCCUUUCCGUGUCCUGUUCUACUAGCUAUGUCCUGGUGUUUGUAGAAUGCCCAACUUUUUUUUUUGUUCGUGUGGCCUUAAAAAGCAGGCCAACCCCAGAGACUGAUGAGCUGAAAAUGGAACUGGGUAACCAGGUGAUCUGGAAGGGGUGGAGGUUGGGCAGAAAGGACACAUGGAGUUUGAAGGCAGCGAGCCACAGAAGCCUUCGGGAGGACGUGUAGGAACCUUAGCGUGCUU
Ochotona curzoniae (black-lipped pika) is the source of this 2226-nucleotide messenger RNA. It is a transcript of the gene PEX26, whose product is annotated as peroxisomal biogenesis factor 26. Bases 381 to 1151 code for a protein of 256 amino acids. Gene Ontology annotation, molecular function: ATPase binding; protein-containing complex binding. The record is from RefSeq and is a predicted model, not a curated record. Lineage: Eukaryota; Metazoa; Chordata; Mammalia; Lagomorpha; Ochotonidae. Gene Ontology annotation, cellular component: peroxisomal membrane; peroxisome. Gene Ontology annotation, biological process: protein import into peroxisome membrane; protein import into peroxisome matrix. The transcript has 4 exons.